GAACAGAAUCCGAUAGCUUGUAUUCUUGCGCUAGUACGCUAGACGAUUGAACAUUUAAAUUCGGUAACAAUCUUACUGUAAGGUAUUAUCUUCUGUAUUGAAAAAAGAUAUCUCGCGAAUAUAUAGAUAUUUUUUUCAUAGAAUAUAUUAUCCAUCGUUUAAAUCGUAAUAACGUGAGGAAGUAAAACUUCCGCUUUUGGGGAACUAUUUCUGGUUAGGGGGGCGGCCUUUAGCGGCCAUGAUGGGUGUCAGCGGCGAGUAGUGACGGCAUUCGCUUUGCGUCAGUUGGUUUUGUGCGCUCUGAUGGUUAAUCAAAGGUUUUUCGAGAAUAAAAAGCGCACGAUAAGCCGGGAACGAUUGUAAAUAGACAAAAAACGAUUAAUCGGCCGCUGGAUAAUCCCAACGUAGUAUUUGCGGCGAUAUUAAUAAAAAAAGAAAAAGAAAAAGCAAAGGAAGGAAGAAAGAAAGAAAGAAAGAAAGAAAGAAAGACAGAAAGAAAAAUUAAUUUCCGAGGUAAUUCGUUGAAAAGUAAUCGUAAAAAUGACGCAGCUACUACCCAUAAGGUUUCAGGAACAUCUUCAGCUCACCGCUGUUGGAAUUAAUGCGAGCAAUGCCAGCUUCAACACGCUCACUAUGGAAUCGGAUAAAUUUAUUUGUGUUAGAGAAAAAGUGGGUGAUACUUCCCAGGUAGUUAUUAUUGAUAUGAACGAUUCUACCAAUCCUACUAGAAGACCUAUCUCAGCUGAUUCUGUUAUCAUGAAUCCUGCGAGCAAAGUUAUUGCACUCAAAGCUGUGAAAACAUUUCAAAUAUUCAAUAUUGAAAUGAAAUCAAAGAUGAAAGCCCAUACUAUGACAGAAGAUGUAGUGUUUUGGAAAUGGAUAUCUAUAAAUACUUUAGCACUAGUAACCGAAAGUGCAGUUUAUCAUUGGUCUAUGGAAGGAGAUUCCACUCCUACCAAGAUGUUUGAUCGCCAUUCAUCCUUAAAUGGAUGUCAAAUAAUUAACUACAGAACAGAUCCAAAACAGACGUGGUUAUUAUUAAUUGGUAUUUCUGCCCAGCAUAACAGAGUAGUGGGUGCAAUGCAACUUUACUCUGUAGAUAGAAAAUGUUCUCAACCGAUCGAAGGACAUGCGGCUGCUUUUGCACAGUUUAAAAUGGAAGGAAAUCCAGAACCUAGUAACUUAUUUUGUUUUGCCGUUAGAACGGUUCAAGGUGCAAAACUACACAUUAUAGAAGUAGGGCAACCUCCCUCUGGAAAUCAACCAUUUCCCAAAAAGGCUGUAGAUGUAUUUUUUCCACCAGAAGCAGGAAAUGAUUUUCCUGUUGCCAUGCAAGUUAGCUCUAAAUAUGAUGUCAUAUAUUUAAUCACAAAAUAUGGCUAUAUACAUAUGUAUGAUAUUGAAUCAGCGAUCUGUAUAUUUAUGAAUCGAAUUUCGGGAGAAACAAUUUUUGUUACUGCACCUCAUGAAGCUUCUGGUGGUAUAAUUGGUGUAAAUCGGAAAGGUCAAGUUUUAUCUGUAUCUGUGGACGAAGAGAAUAUCAUUCCAUAUAUCAACGGAGUUUUACAAAAUCCUGAAUUGGCUUUGAGGAUGGCAGUAAGGAACAAUUUGUCUGGAGCCGAAGACUUAUUUGUACGAAAAUUUAAUAUGCUCUUUCAAAAUGGGCAAUAUGCAGAAGCUGCAAAAGUUGCUGCAAAUGCUCCAAAGGGAAUUCUAAGAACUCCAGCCACGAUUCAACGAUUCCAGCAGGUUCCUGCUACACAAGGUCAAACUUCACCACUGCUUCAAUAUUUUGGAAUUCUGCUUGAUCAAGGACAAUUGAACAAAUAUGAAUCAUUAGAAUUAUGCAGACCUGUAUUGGUACAAGGUCGUAAACAACUUCUUGAAAAAUGGUUGAAAGAAGAUAAAUUGGAAUGUAGCGAAGAAUUGGGAGAUUUAGUAAAACAAGCUGAUCCUACUCUUGCUUUAAGUGUUUACUUAAGGGCUAAUGUACCCAACAAAGUUAUACAGUGCUUCGCUGAGACUGGUCAAUUUCAAAAGAUCGUUCUAUACGCCAAAAAGGUUUCUUAUACUCCAGAUUAUAUAUUUCUUUUAAGAAAUCUUAUGAGAAUUAAUCCUGAUCAAGGUGUAGCAUUUGCACAAAUGUUGGUUCAAGAUGCAGAGCCCUUAGCUGAUAUUAAUCAAAUUGUAGAUAUAUUUAUGGAGCAAAAUAUGGUUCAGCAAUGUACAGCAUUUUUAUUAGAUGCACUUAAAAAUAAUCGACCAAGCGAAGGAGCUUUACAAACACGCCUCCUGGAAAUGAAUCUAAUGUCUGCUCCACAAGUAGCCGAUGCAAUUUUAGGCAAUCAAAUGUUUACUCACUAUGAUAGAGCGCAUGUUGCACAAUUAUGUGAAAAAGCUGGUCUAUUACAACGUGCUUUGGAACAUUACACGGAUUUGUAUGACAUCAAGAGAGCAGUUGUUCAUACACAUUUAUUAUCACCCGAUUGGCUUGUAGGAUUUUUUGGUACAUUGUCUGUAGAAGAUUCUCUUGAAUGCUUAAAAGCUAUGUUAACGGCGAACAUAAGACAAAAUUUACAAAUUUGUAUUCAAAUUGCAACGAAAUAUCACGAACAAUUGACAACUAAAGCGCUAAUAGAUUUGUUUGAGAGUUUCAAAUCUUACGAAGGUUUGUUUUACUUCUUGGGAUCAAUUGUGAAUUUCAGUCAAGAUCAAGAAGUACAUUUCAAAUACAUACAAGCAGCAUGCAAGACAAAUCAAAUUAAAGAAGUUGAACGUAUAUGUAGGGAAAGUAAUUGUUAUAAUGCUGAACGUGUUAAAAACUUUUUGAAAGAAGCUAAGUUACCAGAUCAGUUACCUUUGAUCAUAGUGUGCGAUCGAUUUGACUUUGUGCAUGACCUAGUCUUAUAUCUUUAUCGAAACAAUUUACAAAAAUACAUAGAAAUAUAUGUUCAAAAAGUAAAUCCAUCACGUUUACCUGUUGUAGUAGGUGGUUUGUUAGAUGUUGAUUGUUCAGAAGAUAUAAUUAAAAAUUUAAUUCUUGUGGUACGAGGGCAAUUUUCUACCGAUGAACUCGUAGAAGAAGUUGAAAAACGAAAUCGACUGAAAUUAUUAUUGCCGUGGUUAGAAUCUCGUGUUCAUGAAGGAUGUGUAGAACCUGCUACUCAUAAUGCACUGGCAAAGAUUUAUAUUGAUAGUAAUAAUAAUCCAGAAAGAUUUCUCAAAGAAAAUCAAUUUUACGAUAGCAGAGUAGUGGGUAAAUAUUGUGAAAAACGUGAUCCACAUUUAGCUUGUAUCGCUUACGAACGUGGUCAGUGUGAUAGAGAAUUAAUAAGCGUGUGUAACGAAAAUAGUCUUUUCAAAAGCGAAGCCAGAUAUUUAGUAAGACGUAGAGAUCCUGAUCUUUGGGCUGAAGUUCUCUUAGAGGGUAAUCCAUACAAGAGACCAUUGAUCGAUCAGAUCGUUCAAACAGCAUUAUCAGAGACACAAGAUCCUGAAGAUAUAUCAGUCACCGUAAAAGCAUUCAUGACGGCCGAUUUGCCAAACGAGUUAAUAGAACUUCUCGAGAAGAUAGUACUCGAUAGCAGCGUAUUCAGUGAUCAUCGUAAUUUACAGAAUCUCUUGAUCUUGACAGCAAUAAAGGCUGAUCGCACACGCGUUAUGGAAUAUAUUAAUCGUUUAGAUAAUUAUGAUGCGCCUGACAUUGCCAAUAUUGCUAUCAAUAAUGAACUUUACGAAGAAGCUUUUGCGAUCUUCAAGAAAUUUGAUGUUAAUACAUCAGCUAUACAAGUUCUUAUUGAACAAGUAAACAAUCUCGAUAGAGCAUAUGAAUUUGCAGAGAGAUGUAACGAACCAGCUGUUUGGUCGCAAUUAGCUAGAGCACAAUUACAACAGGGUUUAGUCAAAGAGGCUAUUGAUAGUUUCAUUAAAGCUGAUGAUCCGUCAGCAUACGUUGAUGUGGUAGAAACUGCUCAUCGUACUUCCCAUUGGGAAGAUUUGGUUCGCUAUUUACAAAUGGCACGUAAAAAAGCACGCGAAUCGUUCAUAGAAAGUGAAUUGAUUUAUGCAUACGCUCGUACCAACAGACUUGCCGAUUUGGAAGAAUUUAUUUCUGGGCCUAAUCAUGCCGAUAUACAAAAGAUUGGCGAUCGAUGUUUCGAAGAUAAAAUGUAUGAAGCAGCAAAACUUUUGUAUAACAAUGUAUCAAAUUUUGCUCGAUUAGCUAUAACAUUAGUUCAUUUGAAAGAAUUUCAAGGAGCUGUGGACAGUGCUCGCAAAGCUAACUCCACGCGUACUUGGAAAGAAGUUUGUUUUGCUUGCGUAGACAGUGGAGAGUUUAGACUAGCACAGAUGUGCGGGUUACACAUUGUUGUCCAUGCUGAUGAACUAGAAGAUUUAAUCAAUUAUUAUCAAGACAGAGGACAUUUUGAAGAAUUGAUUAAUCUUUUGGAAGCUGCCUUAGGAUUAGAAAGAGCUCAUAUGGGAAUGUUUACAGAAUUAGCCAUAUUGUAUAGUAAAUACAAACCUCAAAGAAUGAGAGAACAUCUUGAACUCUUUUGGUCACGUGUUAAUAUACCAAAGGUUCUUCGUGCAGCCGAACAAGCACAUUUAUGGGCAGAACUUGUAUUUUUAUAUGAUAAAUAUGAAGAAUAUGAUAAUGCAGUGUUAGCAAUGAUGCAGCAUCCUACCGAAGCUUGGCGCGAGGGACACUUCAAAGAUGUAAUUACUAAAGUGGCAAAUGUUGAACUAUAUUAUAAAGCUAUACAAUUUUAUGUUGAGUAUAAACCACUGCUGCUAAAUGAUAUACUGCUUGUACUCGCACCACGAAUGGAUCACACAAGAGCAGUUGCAUAUUUCACAAGGACUGGACAUUUGCAAUUAGUGAAACCUUAUUUGAGAUCAGUUCAAGCACUUAAUAAUAAAGCAAUUAAUGAGGCUUUAAAUGGCUUGCUCAUAGACGAAGAGGAUUAUCAGGGCCUGAGAACAUCGAUAGAUGCGUUUGAUAAUUUUGAUAAUAUUGCGUUAGCACAACAAUUGGAAAAGCAUGAAUUAAUUGAGUUCAGAAGAAUUGCUGCAUAUUUAUACAAAGGAAAUAAUCGAUGGAAACAAUCCGUAGAGCUUUGUAAAAAAGAUAGAUUGUUCAGGGAUGCUAUGGAGUAUGCUGCAGAAUCUCGAGAUGCAGAAGUUGCUGAAGCACUAUUAGAAUGGUUUUUGGAAAGAGGUUCAAAAGACUGUUUCGCAGCAUGUUUGUUCCAUUGUUACGAUUUGCUUCAUCCAGAUGUUAUCUUAGAACUAGCGUGGAGACAUCGUAUAUUAUCUUUUGCUAUGCCAUAUCUUAUUCAAGUAGCACGCGAAUACAUUACUAAGGUAAAGGUCGAUAAGUUAGAAGAGGCAGAAAGUCGUCGAAUUGAAGAAACUGAUCAUCAGGAACAUAAACCUAUGAUCAUGCCGGAGCCUCAAUUGAUGCUAACUGCAGGACCUGGUAUGAUGGCACCUGGCUAUGCACCUCAAAAUGUAUAUGCUACACCUCCACAAAGUGUGUAUGCACCUCCUGCAGCCGCUUAUCAAGGGUAUGGUAUGUGAGAUAUACUAUGCAAUGUAUCAAACAAAGCAGGUCAACAAAGUCUACUUUUCUAUAAAAUUUAGGUAAAACAAGAUUAUUUUAUUAGAUUGUAGUCAUAAUUAAUUGCUGAAGAAAAAAAAAAAAGAAAAUAUGAAAAAAAAAAGUGUUAGAAGAAAAAUACUGUUGUAUUGAAAUCUCAUUGUAACACAAUGAAAAUAAUAAGCGCAAGCGCAAAAUUAUUUUCAAGCAUUCUACUGUUUAUAUUAAAUCUUGUAAACAUUUCUUAAAUUGUUAAAUGUAUUACUAACAACCGGAUUAAACAGUUUCAUUUUUAAAUAAGAAGCACCCCAUAUUGCAAACUAAGUAUUAAUUAAUAUAAAUAUUUUAAAGAAAAUACAAUGACAAAUAUGUACGAUAUGGUAUAAAUAUUUUCUAAUAUCAUAUUGUCAGUUCUAUAGUUCAUUAUUAAUUGUUUCAUGUUAUUAAAUGCAACGUAGUAAGAAAUAACGUAGCGUUGUAUACUACUAUGUUGAAAAAGGAGAUAAAAAAUUUGAUUGAUGUAUUAAUGUUUGUACAAUUUAGUUUACACAAAUUAAUAUUACAUUUAUAUAUGGCCGUCUCUAUUAUGUUGUACUAUAAAUUUAUAUUUAUUGAAUUUCUUUCUUUCAUGCUAUGAAGUGCUUCCUUUGAUUAUAAAAUAUAUUAAUGUGAGCGCAUGCAAGAUUUUCUUUUAAGUGAAUUUUAUACUCAUGUUAAGUUAAAGAUUCCAAGAACAGUAAAUUGUUAAUGUCAUAUAUACAUAUUGUUCUCAGUUUAUUCAAAAACAUUAUUAUUUAAAUAAUUGGAGAUAAAUUUUAAUUUAUUAUAUACUAUGUUUCCUUUUUUUUUUUUUUUUCUUACAUAAUUGGAGAGAAGUUUCCGAUACAUCAUUAUAAUAGUAGGAUAUAUUGCGAAGCAUAUAUAUAGUUAUUGAAAAAGGGAAUUUAAAAUAUAACUAUGAUUGCCUGGAUGUAACAGCGCUAUGACAUAUUUGAAGAUUUACAUAUUGUAUGUGUAGCACGUUUUAUAUAUAUGUAUAAUAUAUAUAUAUUAUAUAUAUAUAUAUAUAUAUAUAUAUAUAUAUGUUGGUAAUAAGACGCGAAAAGAAGCUUUAUAAUAUUGCCUAAUAAAAAAUAAGGUUCAUCAUUAAAAAAAAAAAUUUCUGUUUAUCCUGUGAAAUCAAUCGGAUUGUAAAAUGUCUCAUUAUCAUAUUGAUGUAUCGAUAUGUAUUUAUUCGAUUGUAUAUUCACAUCUCUGUUUAUUAUAUACAACAUUUUUACUUCUAGCCAAGAAAUAUGGCAAUAAAUUAUACACAAAGAAUAUAAAUAAAAUUGUCUACGUGUAUGCAAGUGUAAUAGGGUAAAAGAGAUUAUUUCUUAAUUCGUUGUAUGAACAUUCAGUCUUUAAUGUUUUUUACUUAUUCCGUGCAUGAAGAGACUACUACGUUUCUUAUUUUAACUAUUAAAUUUACAUUGUUACACACUUAUAGUAUUUAUAAUUAUUCAAACAAAAUAGAUUUUUAAAGAGAUAGCAAAAUAUCUAGUUAUAAUUCAAUCAUGACAUUAACUUGUUGAUCAAUUUAUGUUCUAUGUACAAAACAUUUAAUAUUUGAUUCAAUGUACAAUAUGUGAUUUUAUCUUUAUCUAUUUCUAUACAUUGGUAUCUCUGGCACAUCUUACAUGUCACGUUCCUGAAAGGUCUAUUUCACAACAUUAAAACAUCUCAAUUAAGAUUUUUGCGUUUCAUAGAUCACAAAGAAAAACAUUGUAAUAUCUCGAAAACCUUGUCGUACAUCAAAGAUAUUAAACGAAAGUUCUCUAAAAUGAAAUAUUUCAAGGUAAAAUAUAGGGCACAAUAUAUUUAAAUUUUAUUUAACAUUUAGGAUCAGAGAUAAUGUUCUGAUGUAUUUGUAAUUGUACAACUUUCGUUUAGUGUCCAAAUAUUAGGAAUAUGUGUUAAGUCAAGGUGAUACAAAUGAGAAUGUUUAACAUUUCCAAAAAUUAGUUCGUCCUUUUCCAAGUUAAAUAGUAAACAAAUUCUAUAUCGUUUAAUAUUUUUAUUUUAUGUGUUAAUUUGAUUGGGGAUUAUUAUAGUAUUAAUAUCAUAACAUUCUAUUAUUAUUAAUUUUGAUCAAGUAUUGAUACACUGAAUUGAAAAUAGAAUUGGUUAAUAAUUAUAUAUAUAUACAUAUACAUAUAUAUAUGUAUGUAUGUAUAUAAUUAUAUAUCGUACUGCUAUUCAAUGUAACAUGUAAGUAGUAUAUAUAUACAUAUAUUAUAUCGUAUUCUAUAUCAGAGUGAAUGGUAUAAGAAAAAUAAAUAAUUCUAAUAACUAUAAUAAAUGAUAUAAGUCCAUGCGCCAAAACCAAUGGAAUUGUAAUUUGUGGCAAAGAAAGUUCACAAUGAUAUUUUAAUGAAAAGCAAUCUUUAUUAAAAGUUGCCUUAUUAUUUUGCUCAUAGCAUACAUAGCAUGGGCUAAUUAUAUUAUGUAUAUUUAAAUGAUACAGUAGGAUAAAGAUAUGAAAUUUAAAAAAAAAAAAAAAUUAAUAAAAUAUAAAAUAUAUUAUUUAUUAGGUAAAAUACGUUCUGAGAUAGUGAAAAUGUAGAAAUACGAUGCUCACGCUUCAAGUAUUUUAAUAACUUAUUAUUGUAUCAGCUAUUAUAUAAUAGAUGUUUUUGUGAACAUGCU
This is a messenger RNA of Vespula vulgaris, 8290 nucleotides long. It is a transcript of the gene Chc, whose product is annotated as clathrin heavy chain. Gene Ontology annotation, molecular function: structural molecule activity; clathrin light chain binding. Gene Ontology annotation, biological process: receptor-mediated endocytosis; intracellular protein transport. The record is from RefSeq and is a predicted model, not a curated record. The coding region runs from base 541 to 5583 and encodes 1680 amino acids. The transcript has 15 exons. Gene Ontology annotation, cellular component: clathrin complex; clathrin-coated endocytic vesicle; clathrin coat of coated pit. NCBI's taxonomy places the organism in Eukaryota, Metazoa, Arthropoda, Insecta, Hymenoptera, Vespidae.